CGGGGACCUGCCGGGCGCGGGCGGCCCUGGGCCCGGGCGGCCGCGGGGCAGCGGCGGCGGGACCAUGUCGGUGGCGGGGCUCAAGAAGCAGUUCCACAAAGCCAGCCAGGACUCCUCAGACACUCCUGCAGAGACCAGGGCAGUGUCCUGCUCCACGUGUAACCUCAGGUCACUUCUCUGCUGUCACGUCUUAGAGCAGCAAGAUGAUGACCCACAGGAGCUCACUGCUAUUCAGUGAAAAAAUAAGUGGAGCAGAAGGAACAAAGUUAGAUGAGGAAUUUCAAGAGAUGGAAAGGAAAAUUGAUGUUACUAAUAAAGCUGUAACAGAGCUCUUGUCCAAAUCCACGGAGUAUCUUCAGCCAAAUCCAGCAUACAGGGCCAAGCUGGGAAUGCUGAACACUAUGUCAAAGAUCAGAGGACAAGUUAAAACCACAGGCUACCCCCAGACAGAGGGACUCCUGGGAGACUGCAUGAUACGGUAUGGCAGAGAGCUGGGCGAUGAGUCUAUGUUUGGCCUUGCACUACUGGAUGCUGGUGAGAGCAUGAAGCAAAUGGCAGAAGUGAAGGACUCUCUUGAUAUUAAUGUCAAACAAAAUUUUAUUGAUCCUCUACAGUUAUUGCAGGACAAAGAUUUAAAAGAGAUUGGGCAUCACUUGAAGAAACUGGAAGGGCGCCGCUUGGAUUAUGAUUAUAAAAAGAAGCGUUUUGGAAAGAUACCAGAUGAAGAAGUUAAACAAGCAGUAGAAAAGUUUGAAGAGUCAAAGGAACUGGCUGAAAGAAGCAUGUUCAAUUUCUUAGAAAAUGAUGUAGAACAAGUCAGCCAGUUGGCUGUGUUUGUAGAAGCAGCACUAGAUUACCAUAAACAAUCCACAGAAAUUCUGGAGGACCUGCAGAGCAAGCUGCAAAACCGAAUAAAUGUAGCAUCUAGUCGGCCUAAGCGUGAAUUUAAGCCAAAGCCUGUAAUAACUACAACUCUGGAAAUUGGUGAUAAUCAGCAGCACAAUGGGAUUGCCUAUAGUUCUUCCAUAAAAUCAUCAGGUUCUUCAGUGCACAUGGAUCAGCCUUGCUGCCAAGCUCUCUAUGACUUCGAGCCAGAAAAUGAAGGCGAGCUUGGAUUUAAGGAAGGGGACAUCAUAACUUUGACCAAUCAGAUUGAUGAGAAUUGGUAUGAGGGGAUGUUAAAUGGAGAGUCUGGCUUCUUCCCCAUUAAUUAUGUUGAAGUGAUAGUUCCCUUGCCUCAGUGAUCGUGUCAUUCGAGCUGUGAACAUGAUUUCAUGACUGAAAUGGAUUAACAAAUGUUCUGUCAGUGUGGCAUUCUGUGAAAGCCUUGCUAUUUGACUGACUUACUGACUUUUGUAUGCGUCUUUUUAAAAUGUAUUUAUUUUAUAUUCAAAAAAAUUUCACCUUCCCUGAUUUGUCAACCUGCAAAAAAACCCAUACCCAGUUUUUUUGCUUUGUGCCUUGAAGAUCACUGUAUGAAGUGUUUACUGGUAGCUCACUGUUGCUCCAAAAAUGCAUUUCCUUGCUAUAAUUGUAUGUGGGUUUUUUUUUUUAUCUUUGGCUGCAAUGAUUUUACUAUUGAAAACCAUUUUAAAAAAUACUGUUAGUGAAGCUAACUGUAACCAGUUCCUAAGUUACUGACGUCCUUGAGCUGUUUUCAUCUAUCACACCGUAAUUUAUUGUGAACAAGUUAAUUCCUCUUUUGCAUUGUAUGUUGACAAAAGGCAAAGUGGUUGUUGUCAAUAUUAAGAUGACGUUGUAGUAAGUACAAGUUCUCAGCAUUUAAAAUUGGUAUAAUUUACUGACCAAACUGAAUAAAUAUUUCUGUGGGAUAAG
This is a messenger RNA of Onychostruthus taczanowskii (white-rumped snowfinch), 1836 nucleotides long. It is a transcript of the gene SH3GL3, whose product is annotated as SH3 domain containing GRB2 like 3, endophilin A3. Bases 204 to 1244 code for a protein of 346 amino acids. NCBI's taxonomy places the organism in Eukaryota, Metazoa, Chordata, Aves, Passeriformes, Passeridae. Gene Ontology annotation, biological process: synaptic vesicle uncoating; endocytosis. The transcript has 10 exons. Gene Ontology annotation, cellular component: glutamatergic synapse; cytoplasm; presynapse. The record is from RefSeq and is a predicted model, not a curated record. Gene Ontology annotation, molecular function: protein binding.